CGUAGAUCUAGGUGGCUAGGUACCGAUUGUUUUUAUCAUAACAAUGCCCACUUAUUAAAAUAUUAAUUUUUCGUUUGGCAUAAGAACACAGAACUUGAGAAUAUCAUGUAGUGAAAGUGCAUCUUCAACAUUAUGCUUUCUGUCUACAGACUAAUGUGUGACUGUGAGUGAAUUUUUUGCAUAAAAUCGGAAAUAAUCCAAACAGUGAACAAUUAGAUCAAAUAGAUAAGUAACUAUCGUUGUACCAUUUUGUUUUUCAUUUUUUUUCAAUUUUAAAUCCAGAUUUUUAUUUAAAAAUUCUACUUAUUAGUAUCACGUUCAGAAAAAUUGAUUUUUAAAAUAAAUAUGAGCAUUGUGCUAAUGUUUGUGUGCUUGAUAAUCGCGUUUCUGGUGAAUUUCACUCGAAAAACUAGAAAUAGAAGAUUUUACCAGCUACUCGAACAAUUUCCAACACAUCCAAGCUACUAUCCUUUAAUUGGAAAUGCCCAAUUGUUGGCAGGUUCGCUUGAAGGGGUACUGGAGAAAGUGGAAAAAAUAAUGAAGCCAUAUGAUCGUUUGGUGUACUGGUUGGGCCCAUUACCAGUAUUGGUAUUGAAAAAAUUUGACGAUAUUUCGGCAAUUCUCAAUCAAAGCGUUGAUCGCGAAGAUAUCGACAUUAUGAAAGAAUGGCUUGGAACAGGAAUUCUAAACGCCAAAUACGAAGAAUGGAAAAAAUCCAGAAGAGUUUUGUCUCCGGCCUUCAGUUCAGAUAUGUUACCAAAAUACGCGCAAGUUUUCGAUAAAAAUGCAUCAAAGCUUAUCGAUAAGCUCAGAAAUAUUGCAGACAAUGAUGAACAAACAGACGUUUUGGACUGGAUAAGGAAUGCGAAUUUGGACUCCAUCGUAGAAAAUUCAAUGGGAAUGUCGAUUGAAAGCUGUGGAAAAGCUGGAGAAAACUUUUGUUAUUCGAUCAUGGAAGCAAUGAAGCAAGGAACAAAACGUAUCCAAUAUCCUUGGCUCAUACCACAUUAUAUUUAUAUGGUUUAUGCAAAGUUGACUGGGAAAAUGAAGAAUAUUGAACAUUUGCAGUAUCUACCUACCAAAAUAUUAAAGGACAAAAUGAAAAAUAAUCGAGUUCCACAAGAUGAAAAUAAUCCAAACCAUAAUGGUAUUGUAGUUGAUUCGACCAAAACAAUUAUCGACCUACUCAUCAAGAAAAGUCCAACAGAAUCUGGUUUCGAUGAAAUGCGAAUGAGAGACGAAUUACUACUGAUGACGAUUGGGGGAGUGGAAACAACAGCACUGACUGUGAGCUCUCUAAUGCUAAUGUUGGCAAUAAAUCAGGAUAUUCAGCAAAAAGCUUAUGAAGAAGUCACACAACUAACAACAAAUCAAGAGGGACUGACUGAAGAUCAUUCGACCACUGAUUUCAAGUACUUGGAACAAUGUAUCAAGGAAACCUUAAGAAUGUUUAGUCCAAUAAUGGUAACCAGCAGACGAACUCAUAAAGAAAUUGUAUUGAAAGAUAACAAAGUGGUACCAGCAAAUAUGUUCGUUGCAACCUUGAUACAUUUAGCAAAUUACGACGCUGAUUUGUACGAAAAUCCAGAUAAAUGGGAUCCGGAACAUUUCAGUGAACAAGCAGUAGAAAAACGACCCAAAAAUAGCCAACUGAGUUUCGGUUAUGGAUCGAGAUCUUGUAUAGGAGCGAAAUACGCAAUGAUGUCUAUCAAAACGUUAAUCAUUCACAUUAUACGCAAUUAUCAUUUAUCAACCAGUCUUAAAGAAUUUACAAAGGAGAAUUUGAAAACGGAUCUUUGCAUCAGAAGUAAAAUUGGAUAUCCUAUCAAAUUAACAAGCAGAUGAGAUGAUAAGAGAGGACAACUGAUUCGUGGAAUUGUUUGUUGAUUUUGAUUUUAUCGACGAGUUAAUCAUUAAACCUACAAUAUUUGAAGAAAAAAUUUAGUGAACUAAACAUUUUGUAAAUUGACAAGUCAAUUUUCACAAAUUCAUCUUCUGAUUUCAGUUUGCAAAGGCAAAAUAUAAUUUUAGAGUUCUUAA
Planococcus citri (citrus mealybug) is the source of this 2040-nucleotide messenger RNA. Its product is annotated as cytochrome P450 4g15-like. The record is from RefSeq and is a predicted model, not a curated record. The transcript is spliced from 12 exons. NCBI's taxonomy places the organism in Eukaryota, Metazoa, Arthropoda, Insecta, Hemiptera, Pseudococcidae. Gene Ontology annotation, molecular function: heme binding; oxidoreductase activity, acting on paired donors, with incorporation or reduction of molecular oxygen; monooxygenase activity. The coding region runs from base 346 to 1845 and encodes 499 amino acids.